AUGCAGCGGCAGCAGCCCCGCGGCGGCGAGGAGGACUGCGGGGAUUCGGGAGCCGAGACGGGCGGGUCUGAGUACAGCCGCAUGUCCUCUACCAGCAGUGAACUUUCUGUGGAAGACAUACAGGACCCAUUCCUUGUCAGUGUACAUAUUAUCACAGACCCCGGUGAAUCCAAGACUCUUCAGCAAGCUAUCGAUAAGCUUCUGGCCUGGAUCCAUCCAGAACUCCAGCUGUUUCGAGUCUCAGAAAGACGUGUGUCCAAGAAGCAAAGGAAGCCAGAUAAAGCUGGUGUUUCCCAGCCAGCCCUCGCCGUCAUUCUGUUUCUGCAAGAGGAAUAUGGAGAAGAACCCAUUUUGCAACUCCACGAAACCUUUCAGCGACCGCCAUGGCAUUACCACCACACAGAGCGAGUGCAUGGGAAGUUCCUCCCUUACAUGCCAUGCAGCCAGGACUUUUACACUUUGGCUCCAGAGACUCCUCUGUGGGCUAUUCGUCCAGUGCAUUAUGGAAAAGAAAUUAUCCGCUUCACAAUAUACUGCAGAAAUGAAAACUUUGUUGAUAUUUUGAAGUUUUAUGAGUUAAUACUGAAAAGACCAGUAUGUCAGAAAAAAGCGGACUUUUGUGUUUUUCCUGUCUAUUCUAACAUGGAAAUAGACAUCCAGUUUUCUUUAAAAAAACUUCCAAAGGGCCACACGCCAAUGCCAACUGAGUCAGCGGUGUUGGAGUUCAGAGUGAAAGAUGUUGGACAGCUUGUUCCUCUCCUGCCCAACCCUUGCAGCCCAAUCAGUGAAGGCAGGUGGCAGACUGAAGAUCAUGAUGGAAAUAGGAUCCUUUUGCAGCAAGCACGCAGUUGGUGUAGGAAGUCUGCAAAGCAGAACAAGCAUCCAUAUCCAUCUGUGUCAACAGAUUCCCACUUCACCACUUUGCCAGGCUUUCAUCCUCAGAGCCACCAAUCUGUCCCUGAACCGCCAAAAGAAAUGAGUCAGAACAAGGUGCAUCAUGCAAAUGGCCUUGGCCAUUAUCUUGGUUUCUCCCAGCAGGACCUCAGACACAGUGAUCAAGAAGACUUCACACGCAGAUCCAGCAGUGCCUCCAGCAUUUUGUGGUCAUUUCAACGAAGCAAGUCUCUGUUCUGCUUGCCUACAGUGAGUUCCUCCUCAGCCUCAGAGAAUGCUCAUUUCAGAGAAGCGUUUCAGUUUUUAAAUACUGAGUCACCUGCAACCAGGUUAAAAACAUGGAGAUGCAGCCCUAGGCUUAACGUUGAUGACUUGGAGGAUGCACAGGAGACUGAUGUGGACACAGGGAGGAAGCUCUCCUUCUCAGAUCUGUCUGUGGUCUCUGCAUACUCUGCCCUUAACAGAUUUUGCAAUGACUUGGAAGCCUCUCUUCCGCCAUGGAAGCAAGCCUGCAGAACGAGUGCAAAGGCUUCUACCAGCGGAAGGCCUGUAUCCUCCGUGUGCAGUACCUUUGAUCCCAUGGAUGGUUCGCUGCCAUCUCUUUCUGAGUGGCCAUCCAGCUCAUUCAUGGCAACAUCUCUCUCUAAGCAGCCCAAACAGUCUUCAAGAACAGCCCCUUGUUCCCUUGAUGAUUGUGGUAGCAUUUUCCCAGUUUCACCAACUAAUGACGAAGAAUUUUACAUCUGAGGUUUCUCUGUCUCACACCUUCUGGGACAAAUUUCUUUUUGUGAUGACUGGGCCCUACUUGAGCUUACAGGAUUUUUCUCAUGGAAGAGAAGGUGAUGCAGAGAAGUAUGCUAGAUGUUUGAAGAAAGCUCCUGGAUCCCUCAAGAGAUGAAUGUUCCCAAAGAAUGUACCG
Molecule: messenger RNA, 1813 nt
Organism: Lagopus leucura (white-tailed ptarmigan)
Lineage: Eukaryota; Metazoa; Chordata; Aves; Galliformes; Phasianidae
Gene: FAM124A
Product: family with sequence similarity 124 member A
Exons: 4
Coding region: 1-1641 (546 amino acids)
Source: RefSeq, a predicted model, not a curated record